GCAGCAAAGAAAUUUUUCCGUUGGAUAUUACCGGCUAAUAAUCGGAUACCGGAUAAUAAAACAAUGAAAAUAUUCAGUUCCAUUCAAGCAUUUACAGCAUGUUUUGCCGGAUUUGCACAUGGUGCUAAUGAUGUCGGAAAUGCUAUAGCACCAUUAACAGCAUUAAUAUCAAUUUAUUCAAAUUUGGAUGUACGACAACAUGCUGAAACACCAAUUUAUGUAUUACUGUAUGGUGUAUUUGGUAUAUGUGUUGGUCUUGUGGUACUUGGACAUCGUGUCAUACGAACAAUUGGUACUGAUAUGUCAACAAUUAAUGCUGCAAGUGGUUUUACAAUUGAAUUUGGUGCAGCAGUAACUUCAUUAACAGCUAGUAAACUUGGUCUACCAAUUAGUACAACUCAUUCAUUGGUAGGAAGUGUAAUAUUUGUUGGAUUGGUACAUGCAAGGAAAGGUGUCAAAUGGUCAAUAUUUCGAAAUAUUGUCUUAUCAUGGAUCUUAACUUUACCUAUUUCAGGCCUUAUGUCGAUGGGUUUGAUGUUAAUUUUGAAAUUUUUACUUUAA
Molecule: messenger RNA, 561 nt
Organism: Loa loa (African eye worm)
Lineage: Eukaryota; Metazoa; Nematoda; Chromadorea; Rhabditida; Onchocercidae
Product: phosphate transporter
Exons: 5
Coding region: 64-561 (165 amino acids)
Biological process (GO): phosphate ion transmembrane transport
Cellular component (GO): membrane
Molecular function (GO): phosphate transmembrane transporter activity
Source: RefSeq, a predicted model, not a curated record